This is a messenger RNA of Syzygium oleosum, 941 nucleotides long. Its product is annotated as 54S ribosomal protein L24, mitochondrial. NCBI's taxonomy places the organism in Eukaryota, Viridiplantae, Streptophyta, Magnoliopsida, Myrtales, Myrtaceae. The record is from RefSeq and is a predicted model, not a curated record. Gene Ontology annotation, cellular component: mitochondrial large ribosomal subunit. The coding region runs from base 170 to 847 and encodes 225 amino acids. Gene Ontology annotation, molecular function: structural constituent of ribosome. The transcript has 2 exons.
GCCUCCCAAAUUCUCCCACCGGGCGAUUCCUGGUGACAAGGCCCCUUGCUGCGGAUCGCUAGGUCCUUCGUUCGUGCUGAAGCUGAAGCUGCCGCUCUCGUCGAACUCGCGCGUCGUCCAAGAGCACGAGAACCCAGAAACAGAGAGAGAGAGAGAGAGAGAGAGAGAGAUGGCGUUCAGGGGGAAGGAGAUGAUGAAGAAGGUGCUGAAGCGAGUGGGGGAGAAGAACCUCGCGCCCGGAGUCAAGGAGACCCUGGAGAAGUGCAUCCCCAAGUCCAAGGUCGUCAUGGGUCGCGCCCACCGCGGCCUCUUCGCCGGCCGCCACAUCCGCUUCGGCAACCAGGUCAGCGAGGACGGCGGCAACAAGACAAGGAGAAGCUGGAAGCCAAAUGUGCAGGAGAAGCGACUAUUCAGUUACAUUCUCGACCGCCAUAUUCGUGUCAAAGUGACGACCCAUGCUCUCCGGUGCAUAGAUAAGGUAGGUGGGAUUGAUGAGUAUCUGCUGAAGACACCUUAUCACAAGAUGGACACAGAAAUGGGUCUGUAUUGGAAAUCAAAGAUCGAGAAGCUUUAUGAAGAGCUGGGGAAAAUGGAGGUGGUUUUCUUUUCUCCCGAGGACGAAGCCAAGUUCGAACAAGGUUUUAAACAACUGAAAAUUGAAGAGAGGGCAGCUCGUAGGGAUUUCAGAAGGCAGAUGUAUGGUACAACAGGCAAAGAGAAGCCGGCAGAGGAAGGUCAAGCGAGCGAUCAAGUAACUCGAGAAGAGUCGCCCAGGAUUGGCGAUGGACAUUGGCGUGCGGAUUAUCCCGAUCAACCACACGAGCAGCAGUUGGUUGCUUACUCUUAAUUUUGAUCGCAUUCGAACAAUGUUAAGAUUUGCUAGUCAUUGGGCUGGUUCGAGUUCUUUUUGUUACUGAUAAUAAGAUUUGAACUUGGAGGAU